AUGUCUUACAAUCACAACGGAGGAGAUAACCUCUCUUGGUACAUCAACCAGCAAGUCUCCCUUCCUAUCGCAAUUUCGACUAGCAAUGAUGUAGCUGAAGGAGUAAAAGCCACUGCAAGCACUGACACGUCCUCAACGAAUCCGACCCCCACUGAGUUUCAAACAGAGUGGCCCUAUGAAAACAGCCAGCAUGUAGAAGGUUCAUCUCAAGGCUGGUACCCGACCUCGGAUUUACGCCAGAAUACCGCGGUCCUACCUCAAAUGCCACGAUCGCCUUGUCGAUAUAGCUCAAAUAUAGACAACUUUGAUACACAGGUCAAUGGAGGACUUCCAAGCAUGACAGGUCUUGAGAUAUAUUCUACUCCUGACGAGAUUCUAUACAAUCCGAGCCUCCAGAACGAUUUCGGAAGUGCUAAUUCUUCUGUCUCGCAACAAGAUACGCCAUUAGGCGAAUUCUCAGACGAAUAUAACAUGGACUCCACCACUACUGGCUUCAGAACACCAGUCCCAUCAAAAUAUCAGACAAAUACCAAUUCAUCUGUUGGCAGUGAUACUCCUGCAGGUUUACAAUCUUCAAUUCAGGUUGACAAUCCUCCCUUUGGUAAUUCCACUCAGUUUGCUAGCAGCACCCAAAAUGGUGAAGCUCCACAACAAGAGUCAACGUCUCAAGGUGAACAAUAUCAAGCUGUAUUUUUCAAUGAAAUAAUGACAGCUCAACUUAACCGUCCACUGAGCGCGCCACCUGCAGGUCACUGGGUAUUGGAACAGGGAUUGGAAGAGGGACUUUCAUACACUGCCACUGGUCUCGACAUACCGUUACCUUUGAACCAUUUGCCUAGAGCGACGCCGAAAAUCGUUCCUCUGGCAUAUUAUGGUCACUGGGAAUACGAUGGCUCAUCAACAGGCCCGGAGAUUGACAGCGAUGUCUCGAUCUUACAACCAUCCAAUGACAUCCGAAACGAUCCUUCCGGUACAUUGGGUCAAGAUACUGGAGCUGUCCAAGGAACGCAACCCCAACAGCAACCGUCGCAGAAUAAUGACCUAGGUCAAGAUGCUUCUGUAAAUAUAUCAGCGUCAUUUCAACAAAGUAAUGUAUCGAGCACGCGUUCACCGAUACAAUCAGAUAGACGUAGACACAGCGAUCCAGCAUCUGUCCCAGCUCGUGGAGCCAGAGAGUCACAACAAGGAGUACGGGUUCCAAGCCAACUUUCGGAGCAAGCUGCACAGUAUCAAGCUCCUUCUAUCAAUACACCACGAGCACUUCAACAGAGCGGUGCAUUAAUCGAGGACGCACUAGGAGCUAUGGGUAGCCGCAGGCUCAGCGACACUUCUCCCGUUCCAGCCCAAGAGCUCCAUGAUACAAAUCCAUCGCCUACUGGUUUCCGUACCGAGCCUUGGCGAAUGAACAAGGAACAAGCUGCGAGUCAGUCUGACCGUGUUGCACAGCAGCCAAGUGAGCACCCUGUAGCUGUCCAUGAAUUUAACAGCAGUUAUCCUGUUGGGCCUCAUAUGACGUUCGUAUAUCCCGAGCGUUCAAACCAAAACAUCUUUCAGCAGCCAGCCAAGCAACGUGAAUCGGCAUCCUUUACGAGCGGUAGUGCCAGAUUGAGAGAAAUUGCGAGACCUCCAAUGCAACUUCUUGCAUCUGCUCCGCCAGCUGUGACACCACAACAGCAGCCCACACAGAGAGACAGACAGCCAAGACAGUCCGAUAGACAAUCUGCGCAAGCGGGUGCUCCAUCUACACAGCAGAGCCAACGUGUACCUCGGCGGAGACCACAUCGAUUCCAUAUUGGUCCACAGGCAGACUCCCCACAGGCUCAGGGGACCGGUUCACAGCCAAGAAUCCCACAAAACCGGUUUGAUCGCAAGCUUCCAAGUCGAUUGAACCCCAAAGCUGCUGCUUUUUCCAACGUCGAACCAGCAGAAGACUUCAUGAAGACGCUCUCCAAGAUGCAUUUUCUAGAUAAAGUGGCAUGCGUUGAUCGAUUGAUGCGUGAAGACCUCUUCAAAAGUUACAUGAAUCCACAUCUCUUCCGAGAGUACAGCACAGGUCAUGAGGACGGUUUGAAGUUUGAUCUGGAAAGGCGUAUCAAGGGUGAAUACCAUGGUAUGAUCGAAAAUACAGGGAUAAAACAUGAACGUCAAAAUCUCAAAUGGAAGACCACGUUUGAUGACAAGCAGAUCGAGAACGAGCGUCGCAGGAGGGAACUUGCUGCUCGUACAGCUGCCGGUGGUAUGACGACUGAUACUUCUGAUGAUAUUGGAAUGACACCCGCCGGCAGCAAGCGCAGGCAUCAAACACUAGCAUCGGCUCCGGAUUCUCACUAUGAGAUUGACGACGACGAUGUGAUUGAGUCCGACGAUGGCUCCGAUAACUAUCCAAUGGUCCAUCCUCGCAACUCGCCAAAGAAGCCUCGAACUUCCGAGCCAACAUCUUCAGGACCAAAGCCUUCAGAUAUCACGGAUAAGUUCUGUUCGCAUGCUGUCGAGAAUAUUCCUUUCCUUCCUGAUCCCAUCCACAGUCAAUUGCGCGUUCUCAGCACUGAGCAACUCAUCAUCCCAGUCCAAGAGUAUAUCACUCAAAAUGGUGAGAUCGCCGACACGAAUGUUGAGCACUGGCGUGCUUGUGCAGGACAGGCUGCUGGCACCGAAAUGGAGCAAGAAAUGGCCUGCACACAUUGCGCUGACCACAUGCAAGAUGGUUCUGUACCCUUUGCAAGCUGUGUCGUCAUUGGCGCAAGCAUUCCGGCUGGAAAGCAUUUCAAAGGUGCUUGCAUGAAUUGUGUCUAUCUUGGUAAGGAUCAAGAUUGCAGUCUUCGAGAGGUCGAGAGUGAGGAAAAUGAAGCUCAAUAA
Botrytis sinoallii is the source of this 2856-nucleotide messenger RNA. RefSeq lists its product as uncharacterized. The record is from RefSeq and is a predicted model, not a curated record. Bases 1 to 2856 code for a protein of 951 amino acids. Lineage: Eukaryota; Fungi; Ascomycota; Leotiomycetes; Helotiales; Sclerotiniaceae. The transcript has 2 exons.